Danio aesculapii is the source of this 1038-nucleotide messenger RNA. It is a transcript of the gene htr5aa, whose product is annotated as 5-hydroxytryptamine (serotonin) receptor 5A, genome duplicate a. Gene Ontology annotation, cellular component: plasma membrane. The coding region runs from base 1 to 1038 and encodes 345 amino acids. NCBI's taxonomy places the organism in Eukaryota, Metazoa, Chordata, Actinopteri, Cypriniformes, Danionidae. The transcript has 2 exons. The record is from RefSeq and is a predicted model, not a curated record. Gene Ontology annotation, molecular function: G protein-coupled serotonin receptor activity. Gene Ontology annotation, biological process: adenylate cyclase-activating adrenergic receptor signaling pathway.
AUGUCUGACGUCAACCAGAACAGCUCCUUUAAUAAUCAAAGCUCAGAUUAUGGAAAUGUCUACAGGCCACAGACAGUGUUCAGCGUCUUGACAUUCACCCUUCUGGCCAUGCUUGUAGUAGCCACAUUUUUCUGGAACAUGCUUGUCCUGGUCACGAUUCUCCGUGUCAGAACAUUUCACAGAGUGCCCCACAACCUUGUAGCCUCCAUGGCCAUAUCUGACGUCAUGGUGGCAGCUUUGGUGAUGCCUCUCAGUCUGGUCCACGAGCUGAACGGCCGCCAGUGGAAGCUGGGCCGCGUUCUCUGUCAAGUCUGGAUAUCGUUUGACGUCCUGUGCUGUACAGCUAGCAUUUGGAACGUGACCGCAAUAGCCCUCGACCGUUACUGGUCCAUAACUCGCCACCUGGAGUACACUCUGAAGACCCGGAAGAAGAUCUCCAAUGUGAUGAUUGGCUUAACCUGGCUGCUUUCGUCUGUUAUUUCCCUCUCGCCUCUGUUUGGCUGGGGUGAGACGUAUUCGGAGGAGAACAUGGAGUGCCAGGUGAGCCAGGAGCCGUCUUACACCAUCUUUUCCACAUUCGGGGCCUUCUAUCUGCCUCUCUGUGUUGUUCUGUUUGUCUACUGGAAGAUUUACAAAGCUGCUAAGUUCCGUAUUGGAUCAAAGAGGACCAACACCAUCACUCCAGUUGCAGAGGCUGGAGAGGUAAAAGAAGCCUCCAGGCAACAGCCUCAGAUGGUCUUCACAGUUCGUCAUGCCACGGUGACUUUUCAGACCGACAGCGAGACAUGGCGCGAGCAGAAAGAGAAGCGCGCAGCUCUGAUGGUGGGCAUCCUGAUUGGAGUGUUCGUCCUGUGCUGGAUCCCAUUCUUCCUGACCGAACUCAUCACCCCGCUGUGCUCCUGCCACAUUCCUCCAAUAUGGAAGAGUGUCUUUCUUUGGCUGGGUUACUCCAACUCCUUCUUCAACCCGCUCAUUUACACUGCCUUCAACAAGAACUAUAAUAACGCCUUCAGGAAUCUCUUCUCCCGACAGCGCUGA